Messenger RNA from Erythranthe guttata (spotted monkey flower), 464 nucleotides. Its product is annotated as large ribosomal subunit protein eL29z. Gene Ontology annotation, molecular function: structural constituent of ribosome. NCBI's taxonomy places the organism in Eukaryota, Viridiplantae, Streptophyta, Magnoliopsida, Lamiales, Phrymaceae. Gene Ontology annotation, biological process: cytoplasmic translation. The record is from RefSeq and is a predicted model, not a curated record. Gene Ontology annotation, cellular component: cytosolic large ribosomal subunit; ribosome.
AACUAGGGUUUCAAUACACAUCUCUGCUAAAUCAAUUCCAUUUCACACAGUCCAUUCUCCUCUCACAACUCACACCUCCUAUCGCCGCCCGCCGCCUCUAGAGCUGUAGAGAGAAAUGGCCAAGUCGAAGAAUCACACCGCCCACAACCAGUCGCACAAGGCCCACAGGAACGGCAUCAAGAAGCCCAAGCGCCAUCGCAACAUCUCCACCAAAGGGAUGGACCCGAAAUUCCUGAGGAACCAGAGGUAUGCGAGGAAGCACAACAACAAAACCGCUGAGGUCUCCAGCGCCGAAGAGUAGAUUUUGAACUUAAUCUAUUUUAUCCACCCUUUUAUCUUUUGAAUAUUAGCAAGACUUUCAUUAUGUAUUUUCAAAACAUCAAUUUCGUAAUGUUUUAGUUAAUUCCGUGUUUUUUUUUGAUGAUAUUCACUGGCUUUGGUAUCUGAUUACAGUAUUAUUUGAC